UUCAGUUUAUAUCAGAGAGCCCAAUGGAGUCUUUUGAAGAACCCAGUCAGGUUAGCAGGGAUAACUUAUUAGAAGUCCCUACUUUAAGUGAUCCCCCUUCAGAAGAUGAAGAUGUUAAAACUACCCUUAAGCCUCGUUUCUCCCCACUUCCACGAAGGCGGAAUUCUGCUUCUUCAGAAGAUACAGAGCCAGAAAUCCCAUCUACCAUUGCAAGAAAAGUUUCCUUUGCUGAUGCAUUUGGUUUUGAUCUUGUGUCUGUUAAAGAAUUUGAUACCUGGGAAGUUCCAACUACAUCACAAAAUGAUGUCUUUGAAGAUGAAGUUGAGCCUGUGGAGGAAUAUUUUUUAUCUCCACUGUUUACUUUGCCUGCCUCAGAAGAAGAUCUUUUGCAAAAAGUGCGUGAAGAGAAAGUAUUGCUGGAGUCAGUUUUCUUCUUACCUGGAGUAACGUGUAUGAAUGGCAUUAUUAGAGUUCUAAAUAUAUCUUUUGAAAAGUUGAUAUAUGUUAGAAUGACCUUAGAUGAUUGGCAAAGUCACUAUGACAUCUUAGCAGACUAUGUCCCUAAUUCUUAUGAUGGUGAAACUGACCAGUUCUUCUUUAAGAUUUCAUUGGUUCCGCCGUAUCAAAGAGAUGAAGCUAAAGUUGAGUUCUGUAUACGUUAUGAGACAUCUGUUGGCACAUUCUGGGCAAACAAUGAUGACAAAAAUUACAUACUGGUUUGUCAUAAGAAAGUAACUAAGCAAGAGGUGGAUAAUAAAACACAAGAAGAUUUGACUGACAAAUACCUCAAAGGCUGCUUAAAGACAACGCUGAACAGCAAAGAAGAAAUAUUGGCAACAUCUGAUGAUGACAUAUGGAAUAAUUCAAGGACUUCAGGUGCAAAUAUCCCAGAAAUUGUUUAUUCGCAAGAGGAGGACAAAGACAUAGAACCAAUUAACAAAAAUGUAAAAGAUACAAGUGUGAAAUACGAUGAAGGUGAUAAUGAAGAUAAUGAAAAAGAAUUAGAGUUGCUGCUAAAUCAGCACUUCACAGGAGCUAGAAUUACUUCUUCCAGAGAUGAAAGGAAUUUAUACACAACAGAGCCAGUUAAUUUUCCAAAUGAAGCCCAAGGACUGGAGAAUAAGCUAACCCUUAUUGAAACCAGCACCGACUUGCUUAGGCAGCCUGUGCCUAUCAGUUCCUCCUCAGAAAAUAUUUUACAAGAGUUAGAAGAAUUACAUGAUAACAAAAAGUAUUCUAUAGGAUAUAAUUAUAGUCAGCCAUCAGCACAGGAACUUACUGCAGGCUCUGUAAACAUUAGUGAGCAGGCUUUGGAAUGCACUGAUACCGCCACCCUUUUAUCGCAGGAAUAUUUGCCUGGAACAAAGCAAAAUGAGACUAUCGGUACUCCUGAUAUUGUAUCAAGCAGACAAGAAAUGAGCUAUGUGGAUGUUUCAAAAGGUGAAACAGAUAGCGCCUCAGGAAGUAAGAUGACGGAGAGAUUAUUCAUCAGUGAAGAUGAUGCUUAUAUCUAUAAAGAGACCUAUGAAACGAGAACAGAAGCAACUUCUGCAGAGCAUGAUAAACCAAUGCAAUUAAGUGCAGGUGCAACAGAAACACUGGAUGACAAUGCUAAUCCAGCUGUAGAUCAACACAUGGUACAGAUGUCUUCCCAAACUCUAGAUUCAUUGUUUGCAGACACUGAUAAAAGUGAAGGAAAAGUCAAUAUGACUGAAAGCAAAGACCAGGUGCAUGUAAGAACAGAUUUAUAUGCUGACAUUUUUGCACAUUCUGAAACACAAGCCACAGAGUUGCUAUCAACUUUGGACAACAAACAUGAAGACAAUCCUUCAAAAGCGGAUGACCGGAUUUGUUCCCAUAUAGCUGAUAAAAGGAAGGCUGCAGGCUCUUGUGAAGUCACAGAGCUUACAUGGGCAAGAGACAGAGGACACUCAGGCAACAAAAGCAGAAGAAAAGAAAUCUCAAGCUACGUGGAAGAAAAUCAAAGGGAGGAGGGAUAUAGUGAAUUAAGUGAUGACUUCAGGAGAAUAGACAGUGGUUAUCCAGAUGCCACUCAGUGUAGAGUGACUAUUAUUCCCACAAGUGCUAUGUCAUUAAACCCAGAUGAUGUGUCCAAUACAAGGGAAAAUGGUCAUAAAGUUGUUGAUGAAAGACUGUAUAGUCAAUGUUAUUUUCCAACAAAUAGCAAUGUUUUGGAGACAGAUCCCUGUCAACCUAAAUCUGUGAGUAUCCUUUCAGAGGAUAAGAACAGAGUGCUACCUGAAAAUCAAAGUGGAAGUGUUUCAGAAAGGCAACUGGUAGAAAGAGAGUGUGAUGCAAAUAGAUCAGAACAUAUUAAAGAACAAAGAGAUGGUAAAGUUACGUGGGGAAUGUGGGAUAAUUCUGGGUGUGCAAAUGUUACUCCCAGAGAAGAAUUGUUUACCUGCCAUGAGACGGUGGGAUUUGAAAAGUCUUCUGUAUCUGAGCAUGAUAUUACACGGGAAGCAGAAGCAAGUACAGCUUUUAUAAUUAAAACAACAUCAGAAAGUGCUCCAGAAAAAAUGUCUGCUAGUGAAAAAGCAGUAAUUGCUAAGCUACCUCAAGAGACUGCACUAAGUGACAGGCCCACAGAGGAAAAGGAAACAGCGUUUGAUACACAUGAAGGGAGAAAUGAUGGUUCACAUUAUACUCUUUGUCAACGCAACACAGUGGGUGUAUUAUAUGACACUGAAUUUGAAAAGAAAUCAGUUUUAGAUAUUUAUAAUGCACGCGAACAUGAAACACUGCAAGGAGAAGCGAUGUCUGUAUGCAAUAUCAGAGAAAGACUUGCCAAAGCAGAACAUGACAUUGGAAAUAUUCCACCUGCAGAGAAAACAUUAUGGGCUUCUGCUACAGAAGAAGAGAGUUUGGAACAGGAUUUACAUUCAGAAGAGUCAUCUAAAUCCCCCAUAAAUCCCCAGCUGUCUUUGUACAGUAAGGAGAUUGAAGAGCUUCAAAAGGAGGAAAGCAUUUUUGAAACACAUUCCCAUUUGGGUGCUAAAAAUGAAACCGAAAUGCCACCUUCUGAUACAAAUAUCAUAUCUAGUUACCGUUACAAAAACUCUUCAGUGACAUCUUCUGAAGAGUCUAUUAAGAUAAUUGCUGCUGAAGCAGAAAAUACAGGGCAUCCAAAUACAGACUCUGCAUUCAAACCACUUCCCAAUGUUUCUGCUGAAUCAGGAUAUGAUUUCAAUCCCACAAGUGAAAUGACACAUAUUAAUAAAACUCUCUCUCCUGAAGUUGAACACAAAGAAGCUCUUCAGAGUUCAGAUCUGUUGACUUCUAGCAAUGGAAGAGAAAAGAAUAUAAGCCAGUGUUUCCAUCAAACAGAGUUCAGACAAGAUAAGUCAUUAGGGCCGAUGAUUUUAAUUAGUGAGCCUAUUGAAGAAGUUGAAGAGAGAGCCUCUCAAUCUGAAGGUUUAAUAACUGAGGGAAAAAUAUUAAACUGGCGUGAUGGCUCCCAGCAUGGAAGGCAGCUCGUUUCUGAUUCUGCUGAUAUUUCUGACCAGAAAAAUGAAGCACAUAGUUUAUCUAGUGAGUCUCUAGUUCUAAAGCGUAUCAGUCACAGAAUCUUCUUUUUUCUUUUCUUUGUUGUAUUUGUUGUAACGCUCUGUCAUUAUGAUUUAACGGUUUGUUUUGCACUCUAUCUGUUUUCCUUGUACUGGCUAUACUGGGCUGGAGGAAGACGCAAGGAGUCUGUAAAGAAGGAGUAACAUCAAGGUUCAUUGUCUAAAAUUGUCUCCUGUACUUAAAAUUUAAGGUUAAUACUCCUCAGCCCCUCAAAAGCAUUUUAACUGUUAGAUGGGAAUAUUCAAUGUCAAAACCACAGCAAGUUUCUUCUUGAAGCACCUUUUAAAAAAACAAUGCAUAUGAAGUUCAUGCCUUCGUAUAAGUAAUUAUUCUAUAUAGGACCAUUAUAUUUGGAUCAUUAAUGCCUAUAUGAAUAUGAGAUCUGAAGCACAUCACGUUAAAAUUAAGUACAGCUGCUGCUUCUUACCAGGCUAUGAAGAUGCAAUGCUUCAUAUCUCUUCAACACUUAAAAACACCAUUUUGUUCCAUUUUUUUUUUGUAGUAAAGCUUACAUUUUUUUCUGAACAUUUUUCUAAGGUUUUGUAUAGUAGUUAACACAGAGAAUGGCAUUAUGGUAUUUGAAUACUGACACUGCAACUGAUAAUCUAUUUUGAGAGAUGAAAACUGUUUGUAGACUAAAUAGUUCUUUCAAAUUUUUAUUUCAUUGUUUUGAGGUAGUGCAAUAAUAAUCAUCAUUAUUGACAAAUGUCAAGCUUUGACUCCAGUAACAUUUUGUAACUUUGGCAGGCUAGUUGACCUGCUUCCAUACCACAAGGUGUAAGAGACUGAAGGAUACACCUGUGAGCCCAUUAUCACUCACUUCCACAAACGUUCAUAGGUGGGUUGUUUUCAAGUGAUGUUUAUAUAUUUGCAAAUGAUGACUAGAGAAUUUCAUUGGAUUUCAGAUAUUCAUAUCUACAAAGCACGGAAUAAAAAAGGAUUUGAAUGCUUUGAUUGUGUUCAGAACUGGCUACACUGCCUUUUUUAUAUAAGGGUUUUUAACUAGGUUUUAUUAUUCAACAGCAGAAAAGCCUAAAAGGAAAACAUGGGGCAUGAUCCCAGCAUUCAAUAAGUUGGUUUUGUGCUGCAGAUUAGCCCCGAGUCUACCCUGAUGAGACAGAUGGGAGAAUUCCACUAUAAGGGGCAUGCUGUGGAGUUCACUGGCUCUAAGCCACUCUUGUCCAGUUUAGCAGCAAUCCACCAGUAUGUCACAAAAAGAAAGGAGCAUCUGGAGCACGCUGCACUCUUACAAUUUGGACCCCAGAAAAGUUCAGUGAAAAGGGGACACUGCAGCCAAGCAUAAUGUAACAUCCCCCCUGAGACUACACUAUGUUACUGGAGUCCCAGAGACUGAGAAAGGAGAAGAGUGGCUCUGAGCACUCCUCUGUCUUUCACCUCUGCACAGCUGAGGACAGGGCCGUGGUGAAAUUAUAUAGUGGCUGUAAAAGAUAUAGGUGCAAUAUAUGAAUAAGCUAGAUAAUCAAAAUGACAUGACCAUUAUUUGCUUAGCACUGAAGCAGAUUUAGCAGGUGGCUAAAGACUGUUUACAUAAUUCAGGAUGUUGAAAGACCCUGCUACAGGAGUGACCCUAACACUCCUGUUCUCCAAAAGGGCAAAAAUGCAGCAUCAUGUAAACGAUGCAUUCUGUGGGGUGGAGAUAUACGUGAAAACCUAUUUCUGGCUAGAUGCAUGGACUGUUUUGGACAGUAAUCUGAGUUGGUGAUAUUAGUGGUAUCUAGAGUGAUAUCCACUUUGUGUGGCUGGUAUCCACUUUGUGUGGCUGGCAGAAAAAGGUUGUCACACUUGCCCAGAAUCUCAAUGGUAUUUAGGUGAUCAAAUCCCAUUGAAAUAAUUGGAAUAAAUCCAAUAAAGGAUUUAGUUGCCUAACUCAUAUUUUGUGAUGUAAAAACCCCUCUGAGCUGCCACCUACCCCUGAAGUCACCUAAAAUCCAUAGACAUCGUACUCUCUGACCCUAAAAUUUCCCAGGUACUCAGAGCUGUACCUCUUUGCCUAACCAGAAUUGCAUCAGUCUGCAGAAUUCAUGUCUAGUUCAUGUGUAAACCCCACUGGGAUCCAGAAAGUAGGCAUUCACCCACUUAAGUAACUGAGGGGCCCAAUAUCAUAUGUGUUCUCAGAGUACAGGUAAUACACAUAUGUUAGGAUUGUGCUUCUCACAAAUAUGGACAUGGCUGUCUUCUAGUAAGAAGUCAGGUGUGGUAGCAAUGGUGCUUUUCACAUUUUAUAUAAAAUUCUAGUGGGAGAUUUAGGUUAUAAGUCCUCCACAGCCUAAGAGGGUUCAAAUUCAUAUCUUUCAUCUGGACAAAUGAGAAAGGAGAAUACCUAACUUACUAGGUAGAGGCCAGGCUGGGACAGGGACACUCUCAGUUCUUCCUGUGGAAGACAUGCCACUGUGCAGCAAUAAAAAGGCAAGAUUCACUGGGUUAUAGACAGCAUUGUUUUCUAGUCUAGUGGUUAGGGCAGUUACCUGAGAGGAAACUAUUUCUUUAUCACCUGCCUAUUUAAUUUGAAAUACAGAGACAGUCUUUAAAUUAGGGACCAGAUCUAGGUCUUCCCCAUCAAAGUGAGUACAUGAGCCACUAGGCUACAGAGCCAUGCCCCCACUUGUACUCUCUUUCUGCCCAGUUAAUCAAGCACUCUGUUGCCCACAUUUCCAACAGGUGCAAUAGCCGGGUAUUCUUUUCAGAAUAACCUGUAGUCUGUUGGCUAGGGAACUCUUCUGGGAGGCUGGAGAUGUGUGCUUGAAUCUUCUCAGGCUGAGUAGAGAAGUGAAUCCAUAUCUACCACUCCUGGAGCUGUGUAGUAAGGAGUAGGCUAUUGUGUAAAAAGUGACCUCUCCCCUCACCCUGUGUCCUUAAGGAAAAAGGAGGGAAUCCCAAUUAGUUCUUUAAAAAAUGGCUGUAGCUAACAACCUUCAAGAGAGGGUCCAGAGCUAUAGAUCUUACGUAGCCAGUGGGGCCUCCUUGCAACUCUCAGUUGGAUGCUUAACUCUUGAAGAAGGGUGGUAUUUCUAAUACAGCCCUGCGCUUAGCCUUAUACCUUUUGUGGCUUCCAUCUCACAGUACUGGCAGCUUUGGAUACGCUUCUGAGACAAAUCCCAUGUGUUGGAUAUGGAGCAAGUGCCUAAUCCAGGAUUCUGGUUUCCAGACAGCAAGAGCCUAACACAGGCACAGUAUAAAAUUGACUGCUGCCCCUCAAUUUUAGGUCCCCAUAGCCCCCUUUUUGGAUCUAGCCCUAAGCACCUAAACACCUUUGAGUGUCUGGGCCACAGUCCAUAUUGAAAAUAUACAGAUGGAUUCCAGCCAUAAGGGAAUGAGGCUAGCUUGGUUAAGGUGAUUACAGAGUAUUGAGGGCCUGUCAGGGUGUGCACUCUGGAGAAGCUUUUGCUCAUUGGUUUGACCUAGCAGUCAGGACAUCCUGGAACAAUGGGGAAACAUUGGUGUGGUAAGCACCUUGUGUUUAAUUUAGUGACUGCAUGUGGUUUCUUUCAUUUAUUUUAACUCAAAUUCUUUGUUUAGUUGUUCUACACUCAGUCUUAGGUCAUCUGGCUGAUGAUGGUGAGAAAAGGGAAAGGAGGAGAAUGGUGGGCCUGUGCUUAAGUGAGGAAGAAAGCACAGGGACUACAUCCCUAGAUCAGGAUUUGAGGAACGGCCAGAUAAAAUUAUGGAGAGAAGAGGUAUUUGCAGAAAAGAACAGAUAAGAUGAAUAAAUAUGUGUGGACUUGAGCUGAACAGAUGUGAUCUACUUUGUAUGGAUAUUCACUCAAAAGAAAAAAGUAUACUACAAAUUUGUAUGUUAUCAUAUAUCUUAAACAAUUAACUGGAGAUCAACUAAAUUAUAUUUUAAUUUUUCUGUCUAUUUCUAUUAUAAAUACAUACAGUAAGCUAACUCUAAAUGGCUUUAUUCCUGAAUCCAAUGGGUUAAGAAUUUCUAAAUCUGCCAUUUUACCAUGUACAAACAUUCUGAGUUGGAAUUUAGGAUAAAUAUUUGAAUGCUAGAAUAAGCAUAGUUUCAUCUAAAUACAAGUGGAAUGCUGUUAGCAUUUCUCAUAUUUGAACUGGGAUUUCUGCAUUCUAUAUUUAAGAUGUUUAGUCAGGAGAUCAUAUCUUAUGAUUGCAAAACAUAAGUCUAGAUUGAUCUGUGAGCACAGCUGCUGAACUGUUACUUAUGCACUUAAAACAACAAAGCAACUCAUUUUGUCUUUUGUAUUAAACAUUUGAUAAGAGAUCCUUUAAAAAUCCUCUUAUCUUUAUUUGUAGUAUAAAAACAGUGCCCUUAUAAUAUCGGAAAAACAUUCAACUUUAUGUUUCUACUUAUUUCAAUGAAGAAAUCAUUUUUGGCUAUAAAAUGUUGCUUUUCCCCAGUGAUUCACUUUUAAUUUGUCCAAUACUUCUGAUAGCUUGCUUCUUGUUAGCCAGUAAUGGUUACAUCUCCCAACAAAGCAAAAUAGAUGGUAUGGUUUUUUAUAGGUGAGUCUAUGAUUAUGAGAGGCCCAACACCAAUCUAAUAUAGGGAUUAAGCUAUAUUUUAUCAUGAAAGUCUUUCCUUACUCUAUCAGGAAUACAAGGUAGGGUAUACCCCCUGGCUGCUGCCUAAGCUAUACAUGUAAUGGAUAAAUAUGUCUUUUUAUUGCAGCAUUUCUAUACUGCUGGAACUAAAAUUCUGGAAAAAAAAAUCAAGGGAGGUUUGUAUCAGGGCACUUGGUUGUUAGGAGAUAAUGAGGCUAAACCUUACCAGUAAUGUCAAAAAUGCAUUGUGUGGUUGAUUGCUGGUUGCCAUCAGGGAACUUCUGGCUCUGCAGUAUAUAGAUUGCAGACAGCAGAGGGACAUGGCACAGACCAGUGACUGCAGGCUUCUGAGGAGCUAUUUUUGUUCAUCACAAUAGAGGUGACUGCACAUGCACACCUCCUGCUGCAGCCUUUGCUUUCACAGAC
Alligator sinensis (Chinese alligator) is the source of this 8541-nucleotide messenger RNA. It is a transcript of the gene PPP1R3A, whose product is annotated as protein phosphatase 1 regulatory subunit 3A. Gene Ontology annotation, biological process: regulation of glycogen biosynthetic process. Bases 24 to 3731 code for a protein of 1235 amino acids. Gene Ontology annotation, molecular function: glycogen binding; protein phosphatase 1 binding. NCBI's taxonomy places the organism in Eukaryota, Metazoa, Chordata, Crocodylia, Alligatoridae. Gene Ontology annotation, cellular component: protein phosphatase type 1 complex. The record is from RefSeq and is a predicted model, not a curated record. The transcript is spliced from 4 exons.